GAGUGAGAUUUGCGAAUUGUGAUAGGCCUACCUUUCUACAAAAUAAAUUUUAGUCUUCUUGAAAAUUAUUGGCUUUUCGUAGAAUCUACUCAAGAUCGCUGGAUCGCCGAGGCAUGGGGUGCAAUAAAUCGAUCGUUCGUUUGGGGCCGGAGGAACCCUGCCGAAAGAAUGUGCGGAAGAACGUUUUAGGUUUACACUUGCAGAAUAUGUGGAGGCGAUGCGGUGCCAACAAGGUUGGACCAAGCAAACUUGAGACUUUGGAGCAACCAGGUAGUUUUCUUUAUACGGAAAACAAGCCCGAGUUUGAAGCUCCGAGCCAUGGAGCUGUUAAGACUGCCUGGGGAGAAAUGAACCAAGCCCAGGCCCAGAUUCUUUUGGAGCUGCAGUCGUUGGGCACUGUCAGCUUGACCACCACGGAUUCAGGUGCGAUCUCCUUCUCAUCAGUUGGAGACUGCAACGGGACCACGGGAGCUUUGCCAAAGCGCUGCAGGCCCCCAGCUCGACUCACUCGACUGGAUCGCGUACCAUCCUCGCCGGACUUCCAAACGGCCGAUAAACUGGAAAAAAAGAUGAAAGAUGCCGAAGAAAGGAGGAAGAAAAGGAAGGAGGCUUUGAAAGAUAUACGCGCCCACUUUCGCCAAGGGGAGCAACACCACGAGGUAGCAGCCGAAGCUGAGCGUGUCUUGAAGCACACGACAUCCGUCAAUGUUGCCGCAAAGCAGGCUGCUUUCCAAGAGCGAGUAGACCGACUGAGGGAAGCCCGCCUGGAGCGAGCCCGGGCCAAAUCGCGGGCCGGGGAAUAUGCCCAAGAACUGGCCAAGGAGACCGACGAACUCGUCCGGUUCAGGGCAGCCGAGAAACUCGCCAAGAAGCAAGAGCGAUUCGGAAAUCGGAUGCAGGAGCAGGAGGCCCUGACGAUGGAUCGCAUCAGAGCCACGUCUCACGUGGUUGAACGUGCUACAGAGGUCGUUAUUGAGGAAAACGGCAAAGAAUUUCAAGAGAAAACAGCGGAGACAACCUUGACCAAGACACGGGAUACAGCCGAGGCCAGCACUGAACGGAACGAGCGCUUCCGAACUCAACGGAUAUUGUUGGAUGAGCACCACCGUGGUUACAUUCGCAGGGCCCUAGCUCGUCGCUUAGCCGAAGAAAAAGAAGGGGCGAGGUAUGAUCCGGAUUAUGAUGUCGAGACAGCCCAGGAUAGCGAUGAUGACGAGGAGGACUUGUUCGAGCCCGAACUUAAGUGGCUCAUAUAAGGACAGUCAAAGAUUACGAAAUCUCAUCAUUAUAGAAAAAUGAGGUUGGAAAAAGAGAUUCUUUAAUCAUGUGCAUUGCUGUGAGAUCAUGUACAGUUUUGAAAAAGCUCACCUCACAGUGGGUCUGACUACAAAAGUUAACUCAGAAGUAGCAGUUGUUUGAAAUUGCUGAAUGGUUUGUUGUUAAAUUGUAAGGCACCAUUUUAAAAUUCUUAUCGGGUAGGUGUAGGACAGAACGGUCCGACCAAUACAUUUAUUAUCGCUAGCUAUCUGGUUAAGUGCUCUCAAGUGGCGAAUUCUAACUGAUAAAUGUCUUUUUACUGCAUUACUUCCAAGGCUAUAUGUGGUUUCAGUGGAGCAACAACCCCUCCAUUAUUCAAGUCACUGAUGGCCCUGUCCUAAAGUAAACCGAUAGGAGUUUUGAGAGGUGCCGUGACUGAACUGUGUGGAAGAAAUUUUGAUAUUUCCUUUAAGUUUUCGGUUCCGUCAAUAGAUGAAAGAGACUGGAAAAUAACGUUUUAAUACCUUCGUCUGAACGUAAUUAUUCCCUAUUCCUAAAGACUACUUCUGGUAAUCAAGUUUAAAAUAUACCAAACGCUUACCCCAUAAAAUGGCGAAACCAAAACGAAAUGACAGUUUUCAACAUCAUCGUUUAAAUUUACAGUUGACAGAGUUAACUUGAAGGAAACGUAAUCCAGCCAAAUAGUUUUUUUUAUACCUGGGGCAUAUUAAUGGCCGGAAAUGGUAUAUCAAGGCCCAUGUGGUUCUGCACAAGCUUUUUCCGACUCUGAUGAACCCUACCCUAUUUUUCCCUUGUCCCACACUAACGAAGCUUGGUGAAUUUAUGUUUUGGACGUUCUAGGACCCUAAGAAAAAGGGAGACACUGAAAUGUCUCGAUAUCUCGCUAGCUAUUAGUGAAGGGUUAAACACAAAGAUGAUGGAACAAACAACACAACAUCCCAUGCAAUUGACAGAUAAAUGAUAAGAUUAUAGGGUCCUUAUAAGUGCUAUGAUUUUUUUCUCGGAAAACGUUUUAUGCAAUUUUAUACUCUAUCCUCUUCUAAACAUUAGUUUAUAUCUUUUGGUGGUUAAGUGCAUUGAAAAGAGCACUUUCUUGCACGUUUGGAAUUGCCCAUACUGUUCCAGACAAGAUAGAGGCCACAGUUGCUGUGAUGUUAUUAUGGGCAGACAAUGUUUAAUUUAUAGGCAUUUUUUUUUUCAAAUUGUAAAUCAAAAAUUGAUAUAGGCCUACUCAUUGAAAAUAUUCUUGGAAAGGGUAGCCUGAUGAAUCACUAAAGGCAACAAAACCUAGUCCUAUAGGACAGCCAAAGAUUCAAAAUUUUAGCCUCUUUAUUGAGCACAGACCAAUACAACAUUGAGGCUUUCCUCCCUGGAAUAGCAUCACAGUCUUGCUCAUCAAUAAUUAUCGUGGAAAAUUUGUAUUUAGUAAAAAUACCAAAGAGGAACCAUUAGCAAAAGAAACAAUGGAAAUUAGGUUAAUUAAAACAUCAAGGUGCAUUUUCCGGGAUCUCAAUAAACGAAAUGCUUCAUUGCACGAACCCAAGAAUUAAGUGUGUUAAAGAUUAUGUCCGAUCGACAACAAAAACCAUGGCCAAACGUUGGCCCAAAAAGAUUCAUGUAAAUUGUAAGGGCUUGAUUCGACAAAAAAAUUUAACAAUUUGGAAUAAGUUUGUGUAGACCUUAUAAAGUUGAUUUAUCCUUGCAGUUUAAUUACAUAAACAAUGAAAUGCAAAUCUUAAUUAAGCAUGCAUUAGUAUCGUCACCAGGCUCUUACACCAUGACUUCGAACAUUUCUCGGAAAGCUGCAAGCUAAGAAAAUUUAUUGAA
Molecule: messenger RNA, 3105 nt
Organism: Acanthaster planci (crown-of-thorns starfish)
Lineage: Eukaryota; Metazoa; Echinodermata; Asteroidea; Valvatida; Acanthasteridae
Source: RefSeq, a predicted model, not a curated record